Molecule: messenger RNA, 2048 nt
Organism: Chenopodium quinoa (quinoa)
Lineage: Eukaryota; Viridiplantae; Streptophyta; Magnoliopsida; Caryophyllales; Amaranthaceae
Exons: 3
Coding region: 250-960 (236 amino acids)
Source: RefSeq, a predicted model, not a curated record
CGGUAUUUACCGGGUAACACUCGUAUUUUAAAUUAAACAUACUAAUAUACCGCUCCCUUAAAUAACCCAUCAAAACUUUUUUUUUUACUUUAACCUUUCUCUAUCCUUACCCUUUUCACCCACCUUUCUCUUUCACCCAAAUUCAACCACCAAAACCAGUUAACCAACCACCACCACCACCGGUUACCCCCAAAUUCCACCAUUUUUUUUUUUUUUAAUCUUGGCGUCAACGCUACAAGGGAGGCGCAGAUGUCUAGAAAUCGCAAAGACAAGGCAGUCGGCACCGGCGAGCAGAUUGAGGGUUCGGGAACACGACACGCUUUAUCACGGCGCUUAAACGCGUCGGUUAGGAGGGAGAGAGACCGUUAUCGUCUUCAGCCUUGCACCGAGACGACACCAGUCCCCCAUGGUUGCAUGGCGAGUUCGACCUCCGAGGCACAGGAUCAUCAUUCGAGGUCUCAGGAGGUUAGGUCGGGUUUCGAGUCUGAGCAUGAGGAGACCGAGUCACCGGGCCCCGAGUACUCGUACAGAGGAGGUCAGGGUUUAUCAGGCGAUGACGAUGAUGACGAGGAGGAGUCUGAUGAAAUUGUUCAUACGUAUAGGGGUGCCGGUGGGAGAUUUGUUGGUACUCAAGAGACUGGUCGUAGUCGGACUCCGGUACAGGACAGCUGGUUAGUGACUACGCCGAUGGCCGGCGGUCCAGAAGAUGUAAGCGUCAUUCCUAGCUAUGGUGGUCAUGUCGCAGCUGCGAUUUGGGGUGGUGUGGAGCGAGGUGUUUUGAGAUGUAUGAGUAGGAGAAAGAUGUGCACUGCAUUGGAUCAGUUGCGACAGUCGUUAUUACCAGAGACAUUAGCCCCGAUAGAUCAGAGCGGGCUAUCACAUCUUCCUGGCAUUAUGUAUCAGCACCUUGACUGGCCUUUGAUUUCAGCGUUCGUGGAGAGAUGGCAGCCAAGAUACUAACAGUUUUCAUUUGUCGUUCGGUGAGAUGACGAUCAUGUUACAUGACAGUGUAUCAUAUCCUUGGGAUCUCUGUAGAUGGUACUAUGGUUUCAACUGUUAUGGACCCCCUACAGUUACGACAGUAUUGCUCGUUCAUGAUGGAUUUGCCUGUUAAGGAGUUACGUAAACCCACUUACACGCCUAGUGGCGCGCUUUCUUCGAGGGUCCUCCAGACGACCUUCAAUGUUGAGAGGCCCCCUAAGAUUUCCGUGGUGGCAUUUAUGUGGAUUUUACUGGGUUCAUCACUCUUUGUGGACAAGAGUGGUAACAGACUUCAUCCUUCCCUCAUCCAUGAGCUUCAGCCUACAUUUGUCACUAGUUCCUACUCAUGGGGCUCUGCCACUUUAGCUUUUUUGUAUCGUCAGUUGGGGCAAGCCUCGCGGGCAGAUUGUGAUUCCAUCUCUGGUUGUCUCACGCUUCUUCAAGCGUGGAUUUAUGAGUAUGUUGUUAUGGCAUGUUGUUGCUGUUGCUGGGGCUGUGAUAAUAUGUGUAGCUGUAGCUUGGUGUGCAGGCUGGUUUACUCUGGUUCAGGCUGCUGUUUGGUGCUGGGUCAGGCUGGGUUGCUGUCUGUCUUGCUGAGGGUUGCUGGUUGGUGUUACUGAAAGGCAUCACCAAUUCUCAUAAUGUUGAAUUUCUUGCUAAGUUACUGAAAGGCGUUCUAGAGUUUCUGCCAUCGGUGAUUACUGCUGCACUGAAAGAAACAACUCAUAAUUCUGAGGAAGCACUAUCCAGUGCCUCUUUAGAACCAGGCAGCCAUGGCAACAUGUUGCACAUUUCACUUAUUGGUGAUGUUUUGUUUCUGCGUCGUUCUGAUGCUUGCUUUUGCUGUUGGCUGCUGCUGCUGUGGCUUGCUUGUUCUUUUGCUCCCUGAUCUGCUGCUGGUCUUUGUUGCUGGUGCAUGCUGUUUUUGGCUAGUGAUAAUUGUAGUUGUUACCUUUGUUUUUUGGAUUGUUGCUACAUAUUUACUUUGCUCCUUCCUUUUGGUAGCUUGCUUUUGUCCUGUUCCUUUCGUUCUGGGUAAUUAUUGCAAUUGUUACUUGUGUUUUUUA